Messenger RNA from Rodentolepis nana, 1566 nucleotides. NCBI's taxonomy places the organism in Eukaryota, Metazoa, Platyhelminthes, Cestoda, Cyclophyllidea, Hymenolepididae. The record is from the annotation of a GenBank genome assembly.
AUGCUUAAUAGAUUUGCAAAAGCUGAGGAGGAUCUUCUUCGUGAACAGGCCGAGUAUCUCAGAAAUCCUCGAGCCGCUCGAAUUGUGAAUACACAAAUCUGCUCUCAUCAAUUUCCACGCAAUACAUCCCAAUAUAAGGAUUCUUCAUGUUUGAUAUCUCCAUUUGGUUCUAAGAUCAUUGAACGAAUCACUCCCACAGAUGGGUCAAACUGUAACUCAGAAGUUCCCAUAGCUGAAGCGACCGGACAACCUCACGUCCCAGUUUUAGGAGAUACUAUUAGAGAUGAAGGCCUUUUGUUAGCUGCAAAAAGAUUGAAUUCUGAGCAACCUCGAAAGAGAAGUCUCUUUGCUCGGCAACUUUUGGCUGCUAAGGAGGGGAAGGUUUUGAAUAUUGAAUCGGAUCUACAGCCCCAGAUUAUAGCACCAGAUAAAUUAUCGCAGCCUUUGAAGGAAUUGGAUACUAUUGGACCGGUUGUGAUUCGGAAGGAAAAGAGUGUUGCGGCUAAUGAACUCGUUCGAAUUCAUGAGAUGAGUAUCAACAGGCUCUCACAAUUGUCUGAAGAGGAUAUAUUGCGUGAAAGAGAGGCUCUACUUUCUUCCAUGGAUCCGAAGCUGAUUUCCUUCCUUAUUCACAAGAAACCUUCCCUAUCAUUUCUUCCUUUGAAUAAUUGGGAUUUCCAUUCCUUGGGCGCAGCUCACGGAAGUCUUCCAGCAGAACCAAUGGACAUAGACUCCUCGCCGCAACAAGAAACAAAGCCUUCCAUUGAUACUGCCUCCCUUCUUGCUUCCCUGGGUCUGGAAUCAGCUACUUCAAUACCACACAUGGAUGUGGUGGAACCAGAAAAACUUGCCUGGAUGCAGGAACUACCUGGCAGUGCCAAAGCUCCUGACGAUGAAAUUAAAUCCGUCAAUGGGCAAUCCAUCAGUGCUCGAUUUGAUCUCGAAGGCCGUGUAGUACCCCCUGGGGCUAAUAUACCCAUGCACUUGGGUUUGCAUCACCAUGGCGAAGAGCCAGAGCGUGGUGGUUAUACCAUAAGCGAGCUCUUCCAUCUCGCUUCGUCGACUCAUCCCAACCAGCGCCGAAUUGCUCUGUCUAGCCUUGCAGCUGCACUCGCUGCCUCUCGAAGGGGUUAUCACGCCACCCAUCUGGCUAUCCCCAGUCUCCUGCCCUCACUUCUCCUUUGUCGACCACCGGGAAUUUGCUUCCUCCUUCGAUGGGCACUGGAUCGUUGUGUUAGUGAGGCAAGUUGUGCAUCCUCUGUGACGGCCGUUGAAGGAGGCGUAUCGAUGGCGAUUGUGGGGGAGUGCUUGAGGGCACUCAAUAGCCUCCUGGUGGAUGAUCAGGGAGAGGUGAGAUUCAAGUGCACAACUAAGAAUAAUUGUCUUUGGCUCACCUGUGUUGCUAAUCUAGUGAGCACGUUGAUUUUGAGACCGGUUCAUACUCAGGAUGAUGGGAGAUGGAAGAAGAGGAUUAACUCUCAGUUUGUAUUUUACAAAACUCUCCAGAAUUCAAUUCGCGUCAAUAGUCAGCACAACCUGGGACUUGUUAUACUCCGUCAACUUUAA